AUGACGAAGUUUCACCAAUCUGACUCUGCCUAUCGGACAGUUAUAUCUGCCCUGAUGAAGUACUGCUACUCGGCUCCAGCAAUUGUCACAUAUCGAUGGAAAGAGGCAAUGGGAUCAAUGAUGCGGAUGCGAAGAAACGAAGCCUGUGAAUUAACGGGCCUGUUUCUUGAAAUUCCGGAUAAAGUCCCGAUCCCCACGGAAAGCAAUACUGAAGCUAUCGAAGCCGCUUUGCAGAAUGAACAUUUCCACCCACCAUACACCGUUUCCAUGGAUUUUAUAGGUCAGGAGGACAUCAUGAAUGCACUCCAGGGUGCCUUUGAACCAGAAGACCAGACAUUGAUGGAUAAACAGCAAAAGCGAUUUGUCGUCUAUGGAAUUGGGGGAUCUGGGAAGACACAAAUAUCUGCAAAAUAUGCCCAAAGCAACCGACAACAUUAUUAG
Molecule: messenger RNA, 441 nt
Organism: Penicillium roqueforti
Lineage: Eukaryota; Fungi; Ascomycota; Eurotiomycetes; Eurotiales; Aspergillaceae
Exons: 2
Coding region: 1-441 (146 amino acids)
Source: RefSeq, a predicted model, not a curated record